This is a messenger RNA of Naegleria lovaniensis, 1788 nucleotides long. RefSeq lists its product as uncharacterized. The transcript is spliced from 3 exons. NCBI's taxonomy places the organism in Eukaryota, Heterolobosea, Eutetramitea, Acrasida, Naegleriidae. The record is from RefSeq and is a predicted model, not a curated record. The coding region runs from base 1 to 1788 and encodes 595 amino acids.
AUGUCCAAUAACAACAACAACACGACCCUUCCUCCAACGAGUGCCACCAUUAAAUCCCUCUCUUCUCCUCGUGCUGUACCUUCUCGUCUUUUACUCGGCUCCACUACUGGUAUCAACUCUCAGACUGGAAUGGAAAAUGUGAGUGGUUCAACUUCUCCACCCUCGAAUCAUCAUCACUCACGAGUUACGAGUUUGGGCUCACCUCUGAUCCUUCCCAUGAAUACAGGUACUCCUCGUAUUCAUUAUCCACCCUCACCGACCACCAUUUCAUUAUUGGAGGAUUCUGUACUUUUUCAACAACAACUUUCUCCCAAACAAAUUGAUGCCACCAAUAAGAUUCAAGCCAUACUUGACAAACAGUUCGACAAGCUUCCAGUCACAAAAGAUAUCCCUCGAUUACUAAAGAAAAUAUAUUUAAUAUCGCCAAAAAAGAUCAACCUACAAUCGCUUCAACAACAAGAUAUCAAUGCAUCAACCAUAACAAACAUCACACAAUCCCUCUCUACGCGACAACAAGACGAUAUGUGGAAGCACAAAACAGAUAUUCCAUUCAAUCCUGAAAAUCAUUCCGAUCUCACAUCUCCAGACGACAUUCCAAAAGAAAUUAUCUUUUACCAAUUUAUUAGAGCUAUUGUGGAAGAUGUGUUAAACGCUUCCAGUGAAUUCAACGUUCCAUCCUAUGAAGAGUAUAUUUCACACAUUGAUUUUAAUGACCAUCGUACUCUCAAUAACUUUCUCAUGAAUUCCAUCUCCUUCCAUCCCUCUACACACAUGGGACAACAUGACCAUCCAAUCCAAACCAACUCUAAUGCUGGAAAUGAACCUCUAAGCGGUAAGGAUGAAAACAAAAAUCCUCUACUGUUUCUUCUCAAAUGUUGCCAGCAAACAAUUGUCAUUAACGUUCUGAUGGGACUCCGUGAAUUCACAAUGAAACACAAAAUUCAUUUUAAGGAUGCUCGUGGAGCUUGGAAAUUAUGGAUAGGCUCCGAUAGUGAUCCAUCUGAUGCUUCAGCUCCUUUUGAUACAUUCUAUGUUGCUCACGAGCGUUCGGAGCAGUUAUACAUGAAGCGUCUAGAUUGGAUGCAAUCAUAUGGAAUAUCUGACGAAGAAUUGGCGAAAUUGGAAGCAAAUGAUCCAAAAGAACAAGUUAAUUUUGCAAAAGCAGCCAUGAAACAACUUUUCCAAUUCAAGUGGCAAAUCAAGUUAUGUUUUUCUAAGGAAUCUGUAUUGAGUGGUGAAACACCUCUAGGCGAGAAUGACUUUAAAUUAACUCAUGUCACAAUUUCUCUACUAGGCAUUGAUUACUCAAAUGAAGAUCUCACAGUGAGCCAUCCUCAAUACUGUGAAAAAGAGAUUGCCUUAUUAGAGCAAUAUUUUGACAUGUUCAAAUUUCAGUCUUCAAUCUCAGUUACCGCCGACACAUCCUCUCCUCAGAGUACUUCAUCAGACCAAGUGCUGGAAUUUUCCAAGAAAGAAAUGUUAGGCUCCCCUUGGGCAUCUCCGACCACACCUGGUGGUGUGACAUCAGGAGCGAGCAUUUCUCAACUCAUCAAUGGCAGUAAACCUUCGCCACUCACAAAGCACGUUUUUUCAUCAAAAACACCGAUGGAUACUCCAGAGACGCAAUCGAUGGUAACUGUGUUGAGCACUGAAAGCGUAGGUGAUCAUUCUCAAACCAUAAAAACAUCGGCAGCAAUAGUAGAAACAUCAAGCAAAGAGCAGGAAAAAGAGCAUAUCGACAUCAAACAAGUCACAUCAACAGAAUCCCAAAAAGACGAAACCAAAUAG